AUGACGACGCAGCCGCGACAGCCGGAGGCGGCGCGCUGCGUCGCCGUGGUCUUCCUCGUCAUCAUCCUCCUCACCCUCCUCAUCGUGGUCGUCAUCUGGCUGGCCGUCCAGCCCAAGAAGCUCAUCUACACCAUCGAGCACAGCAACAUCAACGGCGGCGGCGGCAACCGCAACGCCACCUUCCACUGCUUGCUCCGGUCGAGGAAUCCCAACAAGAGGGUCUCUUUCUACUUCAAGAGAAUCGACGUGGAGGCCACCUACUACGGGAAGAAGCUGUUCGAGGGGGCCGUGGGGCCCUUCCGCCAGCCGGUGAGGAACAUCACGGAUUUGGAGGUGGACUUGGCGGCGGCCAGCACGGAGAAGCUGGCGGCGGAGAGGGCGGCGGGGAGGGCGAAGAUGGAGGUGAAGGUGGAGGGGAAGAUCAACAUGAAGAUCGGGGUGUUCAAGGUGCAUCGGACGGUCACAGCCAUCUGUGGGCCCUACGACGUCCCGUUUUCGGAGGCCGAGGGUUUCAAGAUGGUCCAAUGCGACACCGAUAUAUCUUACUGA
This is a messenger RNA of Salvia miltiorrhiza (redroot sage), 549 nucleotides long. RefSeq lists its product as uncharacterized. The coding region runs from base 1 to 549 and encodes 182 amino acids. The record is from RefSeq and is a predicted model, not a curated record. Lineage: Eukaryota; Viridiplantae; Streptophyta; Magnoliopsida; Lamiales; Lamiaceae. The transcript has a single exon. Gene Ontology annotation, biological process: defense response to other organism.